This is a messenger RNA of Orbilia oligospora ATCC 24927, 615 nucleotides long. RefSeq lists its product as uncharacterized. Gene Ontology annotation, molecular function: RNA binding. The record is from RefSeq and is a predicted model, not a curated record. NCBI's taxonomy places the organism in Eukaryota, Fungi, Ascomycota, Orbiliomycetes, Orbiliales, Orbiliaceae. The transcript is spliced from 4 exons. Bases 1 to 615 code for a protein of 204 amino acids.
AUGGCGGAUCACGAAAAUUUGCCCACUGCCGAGCAGAUGGAUACCCAUGACGAAGAUGGCAACGAUGAGGAAGAAAUCUCUGCCAUGAAGAAGCGCAUGGCAGAAAUGGAAGCCGAAGCCCAGAAGCUGCGCGAAAUGCAGGCCAACCUCGAUAAAGAAAACGAUAACCUCAAGGAGGAUAAAGAGGAAAUCGAUGCGCGAAGCAUUUUUGUUGGAAAUGUGGAUUAUGGCGCCUCGCCGGAGGAGAUUCAAACACAUUUCCAGAGCUGUGGGUCUAUAAAUCGGGUCACCAUCUUGUUGGAUAAAUUCACGGGGCAACCGAAAGGAUAUGCGUAUGUUGAAUUUGCGGAACCCAGUUUGGUUGCCCAGGCUCUUGUUCUUAAUGAGAGCAUUUUCCGGGGCCGAGCGCUGAAGGUCGUACCGAAGAGAACCAACAUCCCGGGUAUGCAGAGGGGCCGUGGUGGUGGCGGCGGCGGCGGCGGUUACAGGGGUGGUGGAAGAGGAAGAGGCGGCUUUGGUGGCGGGUAUGGAGCACCACCGUACCGUGGUGGAUACCAGCCUAGGGGUGGUUUCCGCGGCCGUGGGUUCCGUGGACGUGGAUAUUCGCCUUACUGA